This is a messenger RNA of Clonostachys solani, 1602 nucleotides long. The record is from the annotation of a GenBank genome assembly. Lineage: Eukaryota; Fungi; Ascomycota; Sordariomycetes; Hypocreales; Bionectriaceae.
AUGACUACCAAAACUGAGGUAUCCGACCACAUCGAGAACGCACCUGCCUCAGACUCGGUGGCCGUACAGAAUGCCAUUGACGCCCAGCGCCUUACGGCAAAGCAGCAGUACCAACGCCUUUGGUCAAACCUCAAGAAGGACAAACGCUAUGUCAUCUGGUCAAUCUACAUCAUGUCCCUUGUCUUCGGAUGGGGCUAUGAUGCCGGUCUCUCUGGCGUAGCUGUUGCCUUCCCUGAGUUCCGCAAGGUUUACGGCGAAUAUUACCACGUAGGGGACCAAUACGUGAUCCCCGCGCUGUGGCAGUCUCUCUGGAACGCAGCUAGCACCAUCGGACAGGUCUUUGGAGCUUUCCUGACGGGCCAGUUCGCGGACCAUGUCGGCCGAAAAGCCGUUCUGUGGACUGCUGUCGUCUUGUCUCUUGCUUCAUCUUUUGCACUUGUCUUUGCCCCGAGUCUCCCUAUUCUUUUCGUCUCCAAGCUCCUUCUAGGCCUCUCGGUCGGCCUGUCAACUGUUACACCUCCGCUGUAUGUCACUGAAAAUGCACCAGCUGCCCUUCGAAGCUCACUUAGCUCUCUCACCAACGUCAUUAUUGUUUUGGGCUUCUUUCUCUCGUCCAUCACUGGAUGGGGCUCUUCACAGAUAAAGGGUGAAUGGAGUUUUCGACUUGCGUUUGUCAUGACAUUCCUCGUUCCCACACUUUUCGCCAUCGGCCUCCCCUUCCUGCCCGAGUCACCAGUUUGGUACGUCAAGAAGGGAAGAGACAGCGAUGCUCGAGCAGCCAUCAUCAAGCUCUACGGUGAGACUGUUGACGUUGAGGAACGGCUCAGCUUUAUCAAGUCUGAGCUCGAGGUUGCUGCUGGUGAGGCCAACAUGGCCAGUCAGACAAGCUGGAAGGCUAUUUUCUCCAAAGAGCACCGGGGCCGAACCCUUGUUGCUGUCAUGGGAUUGCAAUCCCAAAACUUCUCUGGUGGCUACUUCGCGAACACAUAUCAGACGUACUAUUUCGAGCUCAUCGGCCAAUCCGACCCCUUCGGGUUGACUGCUAUAUCCUCGACUCUCCAAUUUCUCUCCAACUGCGUUGCCGUCUCAGUUUCCGAUAUCCUUCCUCGGCGAAAGUCCCUUAUUGGCGGCGGUACACUGCUCUGCUGUUGGUCAAUCAUCAUCGCCGGAACCUCGCUUGCUGGCACAGGGAAUGGAGCGGCCAAUACUGCCUUACUUGUUUUCAUGAUCACGUGGUCGAUGCUUUACACCGCCACUGUAGGUUGCUUCGGUUGGGCUGUCGCUCAGGAGACUGCUUCUCAGGUAACACGUCCCAAGACCAUUGCUUUCAGUCUCGUGUGUCAGCAGCUCACGGCGCUCAUGCUGUCGUCCGUGUUCCCGUACUUCAUCAACCCGGACCAGCUCAACUGGGGCGGAAAGGUCAUGUUUCUGUUUGUUGGUGCCGAAGUGUUCAUCCUCGCCAGUUUGUUUUGGUUUCAGCCCGAGACAAAGAACAGGACUUAUCAUGACAUUGACUCCCUGUACGCGCAGGGUGUUCCCCCAAGAAAGUUUGCCGAGUAUGUGGUGGACGACGGAACCGUGGUUCAAAAGCCACGUGUGUAA